CGGGAGUCGGGACCCUCUGAGGGGCGGAGUUUAUCCAGACGAAGUAUGCUAACCCAAAUCUGCAAGUAUGGAAACUGAAAUCAAAAUUUAGCGUUUUGGAUUCUGUUGGCUACUUUUUUCUUCACUUAAAAAUAUCGUGCGUUUUUAAAAUGGAUGGAUGUACCACAACCUUCAGGAUAUAUUUUAAUCGACGUACAGUAACAGUCCAAUGCACAUCGUAAUCUCAACUCUUAAUCUUCAUGGGCUUUUCUUUUUGUAUCUCAUCUUGAAAAUUUCAAGCGGAUACUAAUAUAAAAGUUAUAAUAGGCUAUUGUUAGCACCGUUAACUGUAUUCCUCGAAAUGGUCGUUUUUGUUUUAAAUGUAUUAGGCUACUUUUAAUAGGCCUAUUCGACUUUGAAAAAAGCGGACGAGCAAACUCGGUCUAAUGAAACAUGAGUUUAUUGAUCGGAUAUUUUGGGAACUGUGAAUAUGAAUCAUAAAACUUUUUCCCUCUGCCUAUGGAUUUGGUUCUCCCAUGGUGUUAUUGGUGAUAGAGAUGAAGUGAAGUCAGUGUCAGUGACUGAAGGAGAUUCUGUCUCUCUUAACUCUGGUGUCUCUGAAGUACAGAGAGAUGAUCAGAUACUGUGGAUGUUUAACAUUAACAAUUCAUACACUCGUAUUGCUGAUAUAUACAGACAGAACAUCUAUAUAGAUGAUAAUACUCUGAUAUUUGGAGACAGACUCCAGAUGGACAGUCAGACUGCAUCUCUGACCAUCAGAAACAUCAGAACUGAACACUCUGGAGUUUAUAAACUACAGAUCAUCAAAGCUGGAGUCACAUACAAGAGUUUUUCUGUUGCUGUCUAUGCUCCUCUUCCCUCUCCUGUCAUCACCAGAGACACUUCACAAUGUUCUUCAUCAUCAUCAUCAGUGUCCAGAUGUUCACUGCUGUGUUCAGUUGUGAAUGUGAGUGCUGUGACUCUCUCCUGGUACAAAGGAAACAGUUUAUUGUCCAGCAUCAGUGUGUCUGAUCUCAGCAUCAGUCUCUCUCUACCUCUGGAGGUGGAAUAUCAGGAGAAAAACAUCUACAGCUGUGUGAUCAACAAUCCCAUCACAAACCAGACCAUACAUCUCAACAUCACUCAACUCUGUCCAGAACUCACUCCGCACUCACAGACGGUGGUAAUAUCACUUUUAGUGAUAGCUCUGAUCGUGGUUGUAGCUGUGGGGGUGAUAUACUUGUACAACAAGAAAUGCAAACAAGCAUGUCCAGAAGGCAAGUAUUACUCUUUUCAUCACAUAUUAUGAGGAUUCUGAGACGAAAUCAAGAUUUUAAAAGAUGUGCCACAAUAUCUGUUUUUAAACACUAUUUAAGACUUAAUUGAAAAAUGUAACAUUAUCAUUAAAACAGUCCAGACUUGUGAGGAAGAGCUACUUUAUGCUGAAACAAGAUUCUGUGCACGUAGUGCUCACAGUACGGUAAGACACAGUAUUGCAGUGUGCAGUGAAUCUGUCUGCAGAAACCACAAGCGCUGAGAGAAACACAUGCGCUUACACACGUGAAGAUGAAGCAGAAAAUGUGCCAUUCUGUGCUGAUGUCAGUGUUGUACUUAUUUGUCUGAGCAAUAUGUUGCCUUUCAAGCAAUUUAAAACACUUAUUUUUAGCUCAAUUCCUGCUCAUGCUUGUUUUUUUUCUGCUUAGGCCAAAGUUUUACAUGAUAGGCACUAUGCAAUAUCGAGUUGAGAAAGCACAUUAUACCAGAAAGUGUUCUCAUUUCACAGAGCUAGUGCAAUUUAGAAAGGAUUGAGGUUGACAUUUUUCUGAAUACUAUGAUUAUUUCUCUGUAAAGCCACAGGCAUCUGUAACACGCACAAACAGUGAUGCACAGUCAUCAAAUCACAAAAGCAUUCAUUAUAAACUCUGAUUAUUCAA
Carassius auratus (goldfish) is the source of this 1913-nucleotide messenger RNA. Its product is annotated as CD48 antigen-like. NCBI's taxonomy places the organism in Eukaryota, Metazoa, Chordata, Actinopteri, Cypriniformes, Cyprinidae. The record is from RefSeq and is a predicted model, not a curated record. Bases 470 to 1288 code for a protein of 272 amino acids. The transcript has 4 exons.